UCGUGGAUUCAACAGCUUCCAAGUUGGCAAUCCUGUUAUCACUCGUUCCUUCUUUAAAACCACGUUCCCAUGCAUUCACUUCUCUACUCCCCAAACACUCCCUAGUCUAACACACACAGUCAUACACAAUGGAUGUUUGGUCAUGGAUAUCUGAGCUCCCCAACUCAGUGGACUGGAACGAGUCAGACUCACCACUCAAGUUCGAGCUAGCGAGUGAGGACAACAACUCAACUCGCUCAAUAGAACUCAAAGCCGAGCGAACCUCCGGGUCAGACUCCGACGCGGCGGUGACAUUCACCGUGUGCUUGCAAGGCUUCCACCCAUUCAACACCCAAAAGCCUCUCUGGGUAUCCGAGAAAUGCAACCUUUCUCCAGAUAACCAAAACCCCUUCCUUCCUCUGCUCCUCCAACUCCUCCAGGAAAUCAUAUCCCACUCACCCACCGCGCACGAUAGCACCUGCCCAAGAUCCCAGCUCCAGAAACUGAAGCCGGAACCCAUAUCAUGGAUCAUGGACUCACACACACCGGAAUCUCUCUCCAAUUUCUUCAACCUCGUCUUCACCGUGCGACUCUUCUGGCUCUGCGUCUGUGACGCGCCCAGCGAAGCUGGGUCACUCUACUUCCGAUCCCUGCUCGCUCCCACUCUCGAGACGGCGUCGUCGAAGAUCCUCAGAACGUUCUUCCUCACCGUCGGAGUCGACACCGAGCUCUGUUUCAUGCGCACCCUCGGCUACAUAAUAGCAAAGUCCUGCAUCAUAAAAGAGCUCGGCGUGGGAUUGCAAACGCUCUUACCUUCGCCUUCGCCGCCGCGUAAGAAUCCAAGAUUCUCCUACGCGGCGGAGGCAAAUGGACUCUGGGUUCUAAAAGGGUACGCGCCAGUGAUGACCAUGAAAUUGGCGCGAACCAACGGUCAGAAAAGUCAAUUUCGCGGUAUAGAUGCGAAGGAGUCAAUACUCCGGUAUGCUCUGGCGCACCACCAAUUAGAGGCACAUGUGCAGCUUGAAUACACUGUUGGAUUCCACGAUGGAUUCAUUCAGGUUCGUGCACGUGUCGAUAAUAUAAGGCUCCACGUGGCGAGGUUGGGUUUCAAUAAAGAUGGUGAUGAUGUGGAUUUCAUUGACGAGAAGCACUUCCCAUCUCGGGUUCGAGUUUGGGUGGGUCCGGAGAUCGGGGCAGCUUAUGUGGGUGGACUGAGCUUGGGUCGUUCCGCGGAGAACAACGAGAGAGAAGUGGAGAUUCAAAAGAUUGUGAAGGGCAAUUUCGAGAAAUCGGAACAGAUUUCAAAGGUGAAAGCGGCGGCAAGGUCGUCGAGGAGGACGAGGACUAAGAGUUGGAGAAUGGAUCAGGAUGCAGAGGGGAACGCGGCGAUAUUCGACGUCGUUUUGCAUGAUAACAUGACGGGCUUGGAGGUAGGGGCGUGGAAACCCACAGGCCAAACGGGCGAUGACCCGGUUCAUGGUAUGAGAGGGAGAUAUAGCGGGGCAAGUAGGCCGUUUAAUAAAAGUGGGUCGGUGGUGAUUGCAGGGGAUGAGUAUGGAGAGGAAGUGGGGUGGAGGCUUAGCAAAGAGAUGGAAGGGAGUGUGUUGAAGUGGAGGAUUGGGGGAGAGUUUUGGGUUAGUUAUUGGCCCAACCAAGUAAAAGGUUCUUAUUUUGAAACUAGGUAUGUGGAGUGGUGCGAUGAAGUUGAUUUGCCUCUAAUUAACAAUGCAAAAAUUCCUUGAGAAUUUAAGCAUGAAGCCUCAAAAAAAUGGGGGCAAAAGUUUGUGUAAAUAUAUUGAACUAAGCUUAGCAACUAGUAAGGUUAUAGUGUAUUUGUGUAACAAUAGCCAUUAGCGCAUUGCUUAAAUAAAUGUUUUAUAUAGUCUAA
This is a messenger RNA of Lotus japonicus, 1867 nucleotides long. RefSeq lists its product as uncharacterized. Lineage: Eukaryota; Viridiplantae; Streptophyta; Magnoliopsida; Fabales; Fabaceae. Bases 129 to 1721 code for a protein of 530 amino acids. The transcript has a single exon. The record is from RefSeq and is a predicted model, not a curated record.